AUGACGGUAGUGCAAAUGGUGGCACAGGUACAGGUCAAGGUCAAGGAACAGGAGGAGGAGGAUGGCGAGGAAUGUUAUCAAAGUUUACAAAUUAUUAUAAAGUCAUACUUGUUCUCUGAUGUCCAGAAGGAGGAGUUUGACUCACAGUUCACAAAGGGCAAGAGCGAGAUCGUUUUGAAGAACGUCGUGUUGGACAAGGCCGUGCUGAAUAGCAAGCUCGCAACAGGCCUGCCCUUCCAGUUUGGCGUGGUGCGCAUUGAUAGCAUAGAGUUCAACAUCCCGCUGCUCAACAUCACCACUGAGCCCAUCAGAGUGGUGGUGCGUGGCGUCGAGGUCAACAUCAUCCCGACCAGCGCAACAAGCACAACAACAUCCAGUAGCGACUCGCUCUCUUCAUCGUCAUCGUCCAUCAUCACCGACUAUCCAUCGCAGCAUGUCGACUCGUCGAUCCUCUCGGGCACCAUCAUCAGGGAGCUGCACGAGGGCGAAGAGCCAACAAUGGACAGCAGCAUCCUCACAGGCAUCCGACCCGAAGACAACGGCGACGUGUUUGACGCCAUGCAGAGUCAGCUGCUGGAGAUCUUUUCAAAUGUCAUCGUGGACAUUGAGAAGCUCUCACUCUUUGUACAUACACCCACGUCCAUUGCCAAUCUAGAGCUCUACAUGUCAUCGGCAUCAUUUAAGUAUGAGUCCGAGAGUUCAGAUGUAGUUGGCAGCGAUAACAACAACAAUAACAACAACGAAGACGAUGGCGACGAUGAAGAAACCAACAACAACUUCAUCAACGACAAUGAAGUCAAAUCAGCGAAUCAACAAAAGAAACCAAAGCUUAGCUUUGAUCAACUGUCUGUGAUGAUGCAUAGGAAGGAGGGCUCAGCCAUCUUCUUUGAGCACAAGAAGUACUUCUUCAAUUGCUCAAAGGUGGACAGACCCAACUCGAUCGUGUUCACACAGUCCAGCAACGAGUCGCUUGGCAUUGACAUUGAGUUCAACUCACCCAUCACUGGCAACUUUGGACAGGAGCAACUGUCUGGCCUCUUUGAUCUCAUCGGCAAGCUAUCAGAUGCCAUUGCACAGAUGGGUGGAGACGACGAAAAGGACAAGCACAACAAGUCAAAGACACGUCGUAGCAGUAGACAGAUUGACAACAGUAGCAGUGGUAGUCAAGUUGGUCGCGCUGUCCAACCACCCAAGGACAUCAACCUGCGUGUUACUAUACCAAAGCUCAACUACAUGGUCAACCUGCCACUGUUGGAGAAGACCAUCUGCACCAAGCGCAACUUCAAGAUACAUCUCACUGGCGACAAUUGUUUGAUCAUGUACUCGAAGCAGUACCCGCGUCACCUGGACAGCGCCAUCUCGGCCGCUGAGAUGCUACUGCAGACCAUCACCAAGACCGAGAUGUCGUUUGAGUCGCUGUCGAUAUCCCUGCUGCCCGACGGACGUCCCGAGAGCGCCUACAAGUGUCUGUCACUGCGCUCGACUACACUUGACGAGGGCGCCGAGUUCCGCAGCCGUAGCUCGCGACCCUUUAUCUCGAUCGCUCAGAAGCCAACCGGUCGCAUCAUCAAGCCCAUCGACGAGCAGAUCUACACGGCCAAGCCGUUCCUAACUUACAAGCAGCCAUGGGGCAUGAAGGACUGUUCGAUCGAGGAGGCCAAUCGCCGAGCGAGCUGCAUCGUGGACUGCCAGCUGCCCGAGUGUUCCAUAUCCAUUUACAAGUCAGACUUUGAAUGUCUGAUGAACGCCUUUGCUAUCCAAUCAGACCAGCCACAGACCAGCACAAUGCUCUUCCUCCUCUCAUGUAUAACUGCAUCGAUUGAACUCAGAUUUGAUAAGAAUCCAGGUAGCAUGAUUGAUGAGGGCACGAGCGAGUUCAAAUUGUUCACCAAUGAUUUGGAUGUGAUUACAACGAUUGGAUAUCCAUCCAAACCAAACAGGUCAGACCUAUUCGAUGGCAUGUUCACAAUACUCUCGCUUGGCUCACUGGACACAGUUGCCAUUGCCGAUGGCAAAGAGGAACUACUCUUUGGCAAUCAAGUUGAUCUUGAUGGAAUUGAGAUGUUGACAUCGGCCAAGCAGUUGGCAAUCACUCAACUAUAUGAAUUGACGAUAUCAAGCAUCAGCUUUGUACCAUCAAUGAGAUUGAUAACAGACUUUAUCGAUUGGAUCAGUUAUGAGAACAAGUCUAAGCAACUCACAAGCAGUAGCAACAACAACAUCAACAACAACAAUAAUGUCAAGAAUGAUCCACUACCGAUGCACAUCGACUUGAUUGAUUGUACAGCAAAGUACUACUCAAAGGACUUGGACACUCAACUUGCCAUCAAGUUUGACAGACUGGGUAUCCUGUUAUCACCUGAAGGAAGAUCUGAUGACUUCAUCUUUGCAUUCUCCCCAUUGAAGAUAUAUAUGACGGAGGAGGUGUCCACAAAGAAUAUGUUUGCUCAGGACUACUCUGAGCUCCAGCCCAUUGGAUACUCAUCCAAGUCCCCACUGGUGUACCUUCGUAACAUCACUUCUGGAAUUGGCGCCAAGAUCGAGUUCCUCUCCAACAUCUACGACUUUGAGUUUGACAAACAUACCUUCCACCUAUUCUCCACGAUCGUGCCAAUGUUUGGCAAGCGUCUAGUCGAACGAAUAAUCUUGACAAAGGAGGAAGUUAAACCAAUUGGCGACAACAUUGCAGUUAUGAUGGGCAGUCAGAUUGUCAAUGCACAACGUGUGAUGGAGGACUACAUGGGCUCACCGCACGAUGAUAAAUCGUCUCAGCCUGAGAUCGACGACCUUGAAGAAGGUUUUGAGAUGGUGUCGGGCGAGAAGAUUAUGGAGAUCAUAGCAGUGGACAUGCACAUCAACUGCACGUUCAAGGACACGGCCAGCCAAGACCAUGUCUUGCUCCAGGCACACAUCUCUGAGAUACUCUUGCAAAACUUUGAGGUCGCUGACUUUGGAUCAUACACGUCCUCGCUCAAGGUCAACCUGUCCCACCUGUUGAUACACGACAAGAUUGUCAAGUCUCCCUUCAAAAACCUCUUUGGACCAAUCGCCAGUGGACUCCCUGCCGACCCACUCAAUCAUCUCGUGUCGUUGGUGCUCCUGUCGCGCAAGGACAACUUCAAACGAGCCUGUUACAACGUGGUGCUACACGUUAAUCCUCUGUAUAUAUCGGCCUACAAGUUGACCAUUGACUUCCUGUUGGACUUCUUCAUCAACUACAAACUCACUGAUGGUACCACGAACAAGCUUGCCAAUGUACCACCAGCAGCGCCAGGCAAUGAUCAAGUACCAACAGAAGAGGAUACCAUAAUCUUUGAUGAGAUACUCAUACUUCCACUUGGUGUCAAGAUUGACUACAGACCAUCAAGUACAAAGAGCGACACAAACACCAACGCUACCACCACCAACGCUACCAACAACAACAACGAAGAUAACAACAACAACAACAACAAUGAUCAACCACAACCACAACCACAAGAGUUCUCAUCGAUCAAGACAAGAGGUGGAUAUGUUUGGAUGUUCAGUAUGAUCCCACUAACGGACGCCAACUUCACAUUGCCAGAGGUUUACUUGCACGAGAUACCUCUGUCCAAGCUACCAGAGAGCAUCAUGAAUGUCUACCAACCAAACCUCUCGACCAACGUCUUCCAAUACCUCACUGGUGUCACUCCCGUCAAGAUCUUCUUCAAGGUGGGCAAUGGAAUGUUUGCCCUGAUCAGAGAACCAAUACACCAGGCAUCUGGCCCCGAUGGCGUGAUGAUGGGCGUUGGAAAGGGCUUGGGCACAGGCAUACAGACACUCUUUGUUGAGCUGCUCUCUGUCUCGACCACCCUGGCACAAGGCUUGGCAUCGUUUGCCAAGAACUUCACCAACAAUACUACAGACAGAACAAACUCAUCCAUAAUGACGACCCAGCCAAAGACCUUUAAGGAUGGUACAUCAAUGGCUGUGUCAUACAUGAUUGGUGGCUUUUACAAUGCGGCCAAGGGCAUCCUGUUCCGACCAGUCAGCAAGUAUAGAGAGCGUGGAGCAAGAGGCUUCCUCACUGCACUCAUGUGGGGUGUGCCUGGCGUGGUACUGUCGCCUGUAGUUGGCAUAGCCGAGGGCAUCACUUCAUUCUCUCUUGGACUUCGCAAUUCAUUGGAUUCAUCCAGGAUGCUAAAGUACAAGAGUAUCGCCAAUCAACUUAAUCAGCCAAUUGAGAACACUUCCAAAGUAGACAACGACAAGAAGAAGUCUGAGUUGGCAUGUCCAUUCUGUACACAAUAA
This is a messenger RNA of Acytostelium subglobosum LB1, 4269 nucleotides long. RefSeq lists its product as hypothetical. Bases 1 to 4269 code for a protein of 1422 amino acids. Gene Ontology annotation, biological process: autophagosome assembly; reticulophagy; autophagy of mitochondrion. Gene Ontology annotation, cellular component: extrinsic component of membrane; phagophore assembly site. NCBI's taxonomy places the organism in Eukaryota, Evosea, Eumycetozoa, Acytosteliales, Acytosteliaceae. The record is from RefSeq and is a predicted model, not a curated record. Gene Ontology annotation, molecular function: phosphatidylinositol-3-phosphate binding. The transcript is spliced from 6 exons.